This is a messenger RNA of Cucumis melo (muskmelon), 3631 nucleotides long. RefSeq names its product exocyst complex component SEC5A-like. Lineage: Eukaryota; Viridiplantae; Streptophyta; Magnoliopsida; Cucurbitales; Cucurbitaceae. The transcript is spliced from 21 exons. Gene Ontology annotation, cellular component: exocyst. The record is from RefSeq and is a predicted model, not a curated record. Gene Ontology annotation, biological process: exocytosis; Golgi to plasma membrane transport. Bases 241 to 3510 code for a protein of 1089 amino acids.
CCACGCGUCUCUCCGGUGAAAAGAAAGCCGGCUUCUUCUUCUUCUUCAUUUCGGUGCUUCUUCGAUUUCAUAAUCUCCUCUUGAUCUUCUCUUCCUUUUCUUCCUCAUUUUCUCAGCUGCUGCUCAUAUUCAAUUUCCAAUUUCCCAAUUGCCCUAUUGAUUAUAGACUUUCACCACUGAUUCUCAGAUCUACUCUCAAUUCCCAAUCUUCCAUCUUCACAUAAUCCGAAUCAGCCAAAAAUGUCCAGCGACAGCGACGACCUGGACGAGGAUGAGCUGCUACAGAUGGCUCUUAAGGAGCAACAACAGCGAGAUGUCAAUUAUCUCACUAAUUCUCGCAAGCCCGUUGCUAAUUACGUCCAACCCCCCUCUCAGUCCCGGAAAUCGGCUGCUGCAGCUUCCGUUUCUAAAACCACUGCCUCUAGUGCCCAGUCUAAGGGUGCUAGGAGGGUUGUAGAUGACGACGACGAUUCAGAGGUGGAGAUGUUGAGCAUUUCCAGUGGCGAUGAGGAUUCUACCAGAGAUCAUCGAACGUCCGCCGCGACCCGCGGCGGUAGGGCGUCUAGGUCCACUGGCAAGGAAGAUGAUGUGGGAUGGGAUGGCGAGGAGCCUCAUUGCUGGAAGCACGUUGAUGAAGAUGAGCUUGCUAGAAGAGUACGUGAAAUGCGGGAGACAAGAACAGCACCGGCUCCUCAGAAGUUUGAUCGAAAGGUAUCUGCAAUCGGUAGACCGGGACUCAACCAUUUGCAGUCCUUCCCUCGUGGCAUGGAGUGUAUAGAUCCACUUGGGUUGGGAGUAAUAGACAAUAGAUCAUUAAGAUUGAUCACGGAGACAUCUGAGAGCUCUCCUUCUAAAUCUGAAAAAGAAUUCAUUGAUGCUACCUUACGAGAGAAGUUGCUGUAUUUCUCUGAAAAAUUUGAUGCCAAGCUGUUCAUUUCUCGGAUACACCAAGACACAAGUGCAGGAGACUUGGAGAAAGGCGCUUUUGCUUUAAAAACUGACCUUAAAGGACGAACACAACAAAGAAAACAGCUAGUCAAAGACAAUUUUGACUGCUUUGUAUCAUGCAAAACGACAAUUGAUGAUAUUGAGUCCAAGUUGAGACGAAUUGAAGAAGACCCUGAAGGUUCUGGAACUUCACAUUUGUUUAAUUGUAUUCAAGGAGUAAGCAAGCAAGCCAAUCGAGCUUUUCAGUCUCUGUUUGAGAGACAGGCACAAGCUGAAAAGAUCAGAUCAGUCCAAGGAAUGCUGCAAAGGUUCAGAACACUUUUUAACUUGCCAAGUACCAUUCGGAGCAGCAUUAGUAAGGGUGAAUAUGACCUGGCAGUUCGGGAGUACAAAAAAGCGAAGUCAAUUGCUUUGCCAUCUCAUGUGGGAAUUUUGAAAAAAGUUCUUGAAGAGGUUGAAAAAGUGAUGCAUGAGUUCAAAGGCACACUUUACAAAUCAAUGGAAGACCCACAAAUAGAUUUGACAAACCUUGAAAACACUGUGAGACUACUCUUGGAGCUGGAGCCUGAAUCAGAUCCUGUGUGGCAUUAUUUAAACAUACAGAAUCACAAGAUACGAGGUUUGCUUGAGAAGUGCACCUUAGAUCAUGAAUCGAGAAUGGAAGCAUUGAAUAAUAAAAUGCGUGAAAGAGCUCUUGCUGAUGCAAGAUGGCGGCAGAUUCAACAUGAUCUUGAUCAAUCUUCAGAUGUGGAUCAUUCAUCUUCUGUGGAUGGGCAUCUCCCAGUAAGUGUGGAACCUGUGGAAGUACACAGUGAAGAAGUUGAUGCUCUUAGAGCUAGAUAUAUUAAGAGAAUGACUGCCGUACUUAUCCAUCACAUACCAGUGUUUUGGAAAACUGCUCUAUCUGUUUUCAGUGGGAAAUUUGCCAAGUCUUCUCAAGUUUCUGCUGAAUCAAAUGCUAACACCUCGGCUAGCAAAACUGAGGACAAGGUUGGUGAGGGGAAGUACUCAAAUCAUUCUCUCGAGGAAGUUACGGGGAUGAUACGCAAUACACUAUCUGCAUACGAAGUGAAGGUUCAUAGCACCUUUCGUGAGCUUGAAGAAUCAAAUAUCCUUCAGCCGUACAUGAGUGAUGCCAUAAGUGAAAUAUCUAGCGCGUGCCAAGCUUUCGAAGUGAAGGAAUCAGCUCCUCCAAGUGCUGUAAUUGCACUGCGAACACUCCAAUCAGAGGUGACAAAGAUUUAUAUUUUAAGGCUUUGUUCCUGGAUGCGAGCCUCUAUUGUAAAUAUUUCAAAAGACGAAACAUGGGUCCCUGUGUCAAUUAUUGAGAGGAAUAAAUCUCCAUAUACUAUCUCUUUCUUGCCUCUAGCAUUUCGAUCUAUCAUGUCUUCAGCAAUGGAUCAAAUAAAUUUUAUGGUUCAGUCUUUAACGAGUGAAGCUUCGAAAUCAGAGGAUAUAUUUCUGCUACUUCAAGAAAUUGAGGAAUCUGUUAGACUUGCAUUUUUGAACAGUUUCCUUGAUUUUGCAGGUCAUCUGGAGAAUAUUGGAAGUGGGCUUACCCACAAACAAAACAAAGACAGUCCACACUUACAGAACGGAUUUUCUCAUGAAUUGCAAGAAAAAAUACUUUUAGAUGUGUCUGGGAGUCUUGUGAAUCCGCAUCAACAAUUGUUAAUAGUCUUGAGCAACAUUGGUUUUUGCAAAGAUGAGCUUUCAUGUGAAUUGUAUGGCAAGUACAAGCAUAUUUGGUCGCAUUCUAGGGUAAAAACUGAAGAGGAUAGCAGUGACCUCCAAGAUCUUGUUAUGUCCUUUUCAGCACUUGAAGAAAAGGUCCUUGAACAGUAUACAUAUGCAAAGGCAAACUUGAUGAGAACAGCUGCAACGAACUAUUUGUUGGAUUCCGGGGUCCACUGGGGAGCUGCUCCUGCAGUUAAAGGUGUGCGUGAUGCUGCUGUAGAGCUACUCCACACUCUUGUGUCUGUCCAUGCUGAGGUUUUUGCUGGUUGUAAGCCCCUUUUGGACAAGACACUAGGCAUUCUUGUUGAAGGUUUAAUUGAUACUUUUCUCAGUAUCUUUGAUGAAAAUGGAACAACCGAGCUACGGUCAUUGGAUACAAAUGGUUUCUGUCAACUCAUGCUUGAGCUCGAGUACUUUGAGACUAUAUUAAAUCCUUAUUUCACAUCCGACGCUAGAGAGUCCUUGAAGUCUUUGCAAGGAGUGCUUUUGGAGAAAGCUACUGAAAGUGUGGCAGAAGCCGCUGACAAUCCAGGCCAUAAUCGUCGGCCAACUCGUGGGAGUGAGGAAGCUGUAGAUGAACGACAACAAGGAGCAACUGCCCCAGAUGAACUCAUUGCACUGGCGCAGCAGUACAGCACAGAAUUGCUUCAACAAGAGCUUGAGAGAACACGAAUAAACACUGCUUGCUUCGCAGAGUCAAUUCCAUUGGAUUCUGUUCCUGAACCUGCCAAGGCAGCUUACACUUCAUUUAAUGCCUCUUAUAGAGGAAGCACAACUCCCACUGGGUCUCCAAGUUUCUCAUCUCGGAGCAGGCGUCGCUUAUAGCGUUAUUCUUGUUUGUUUGAUUGAUUUUCCAUGUCAAUGCAUGACUACUUUUUGGUUUCCUUCAUUCUUGUAAGUAAUUAAAUCUUCAUUGGUAAUCCUAGUAUAAUUUUUUCCAUGGUCA